This is a messenger RNA of Cotesia glomerata, 3936 nucleotides long. RefSeq lists its product as uncharacterized. The record is from RefSeq and is a predicted model, not a curated record. Bases 1 to 3936 code for a protein of 1311 amino acids. The transcript has 2 exons. Gene Ontology annotation, molecular function: nucleic acid binding. Lineage: Eukaryota; Metazoa; Arthropoda; Insecta; Hymenoptera; Braconidae. Gene Ontology annotation, biological process: DNA integration.
AUGUCCAUCCAUUUUGGAUGCACCAACGAAACCAGCUUCACCGCAGUCUACAUCUUCCGCACAGAUCCGCUUUCCGCUCAAGUAUUGCUAGCUACCGCUUUAGUCCAGGUCCGCCCACAUCAUGGUAAUCCAAUCACCGCCAGAGUGUUGAUUGAUCAAGGUUCAGAGCUCUCAUUUAUGAGACAGUCGCUCUUCAAGAAGCUUGGACAACCGCUACAGCGUGACAUGGUCAUGCUCAAGGGCAUUGGCAAUGUCUCCGCAGGAAGCUCACUAGGUGUGAGCACAAUUGAGCUUCGUUCGCUGUGUACGACCGCAUCAAUGCAUGUCAGCAUGCAUAUUCUACCAACACUGACGGUAGAUCUUCCAUCGUUCGUGAUCGCUGAUCCGAAAUGGCCGCAUCUUGAGAAUCUCAAGCUCGCUGACCCGCAGUAUCUACAGCCACGCCCUGUAGAUAUUAUUCUAGGUGCAUCACCAGCCGCACAGAUCAUGAACGCAGAGAUUCAACGAGGACCUCGCAAUGCUCCUAUUGCACAAUCCACCACGCUUGGUUGGAUUGUCUAUGGAGCUGUCACCGCUAAACACGCUUUAACAUCACACGCAGCACUACAUGCGUCAGUAGAUACUGAAUUACAAGACGCUAUCGCUAAGUUUUGGGAACAGGAAGGAGUUCCAUCAGGAAAUUCAUCGCUCAACGACGCUGAGGAAGACGAAUGUGAAGUUCACUUUCGUCAAACGCAUUAUCGACAGCCUGAUGGACGCUAUGUAGUGAGAUUACCGCUUAAAGCCCCCGAGAGUCAACUUGGCGACUCUAUUAACGCAGCCAUGGGGUCACUCCGCAGAUUAAUAACUCGCUUGUCGCGAGAAAAGGAUUAUUCUGACAUGUAUCAUGCAUUCAUGGCAGAAUAUAUUCAACUAGGACACAUGGUACGAGUUCCAAUCAACGAAUUGCCCGCAAACGCUUACUUCUUGCCUCACCAUGGGGUAUUGAAGCUUGAUAGUGCCACUACGAAACUCCGCACAGUGUUCAAUGGUUCCUGUGCAACAUCUACAGGAAUUUCAUUGAAUGAUAUUCUUCACGCAGGACCCAAAACGCAAAUUGACAUUUUUGACGUGAUGUUGAGAAUCCGCUGCAAUAAAAUUCUAUUCGCUACUGACAUCACCAAGAUGUUCAGACAGAUUGAGGUCGACUCUCUUGAUUGGCCGCUUCAGUGCAUUCUCUGGACAGAUGAGAAUGACCUGGUAGACGCUUACUGUCUCAAGACAGUCACAUACGGAACCGCUAGUGCACCUUUUGACGCUGUACGUGUGCUCAUUCAACUUGUGAAGGAUGAAGGACACCGCUUUCCGCUAGCUGUUGCUCCAAUGUUGGAUACACGCUACGUAGAUGACAUCUACGGUGGAGCAGACAAUGAAGAAGACGCUAUAGAGGUUGCAGUGCAAACAAAAGCACUGUGUGCAGCAGGCUGCUUCCCGCUUGCCAAAUGGGCUAGCAAUAGCCCACGAUUACUCGCUGAAGUCGCUCCAGAAAAGCAGCUGGAUACACCGCUUAAAGAAAUCAGUGAUGCACCAGUAAAAAUCCUGGGCAUGUACUGGAAUUCACGCACUGACGCUCUCCAGUUCAAGUACACGCUACCGCCAGAUACGCCUAAGACAAAGAGAGCUAUUUUGUCUGAAAUCGCUAAACUGUAUGAUCCGCUAGGACUUCUCGCACCAAUAGUCGUCAAAGCCAAGAUCUUUAUGCAAGAUCUGUGGCUAGAUAGAGUGUCAUGGGAUGAACAAUUGUCACCAUCACUCAUUCACAAAUGGACUGGAUACCGCGAGGAUCUUCGAAACAUCGAAUCCAUCCGCAUUCCACGCUGGAAUAAUAUAGCACCUGGAGCAACUAUGGAAUUGCACGGGUUCUCAGACGCUUCGCAAAACGCUAUGGCUGCCGCUGUUUAUUUGAGAGUCACUGACGCUGAUGGGAACACAAAGGUCUCACUUUUGUGUUCAAAAACGCAAGUAGCACCGCUGAAGACCAUGACAAUCCCACGCUUGGAAUUAUCUGCCGCAUGGUUGCUAACACAACUGAUACUUCAUGUUAAAGAAGUUCAGUCGCUUGAAAAUGUCAGGAUCAAUCUCUGGACUGACUCCGCCGUGACUCUCGCAUGGAUUAAAAGUCCAGCAAUCCGCUGGAAGACAUUCGUCCGCAAUAGAGUGGGAAAAAUCCAAGAAACGCUUCGAGAUGUCUCCUGGAAAUUUAUUCCAGGAAAACAAAACCCCGCUGACUGCGCUUCAAGAGGUAUACCUACGCUAAAACUGAAACAACACGCUCUCUGGUGGCAUGGACCAACUUGGCUUCAUGAACCAGAAUCCUCUUGGCCCACUCUGGAGCCUCCAAAAGACAACGCAACGCAUCGAGAAGAACGCCAAGGUCUGACACUAGUAACUUGGAAAGCAGAAAAUUGCCUGCUCCAACAAUUACUGUCGCAUUACACGCAGCUGUUUCCACUGCUACGGAAGCUUAGCAUCUGGCAUCGUGCCAUCGACCGCUUUAAAAGAGUUCCACAAUCUUCGCUGGCCUACCCGCUUACUCCAUCAGACCUGCAGCGCGCUAAAUUGACCUUGAUUAAGUUCACUCAAGGACAAUACUUCGCUAGAGAGAUUCACACGCUACUAGAUGGUGAUGGGGUCCUGAGAGCCGGUGGCCGCUGGAACAACGCAUUGCUGGACCCAGAAGAGAGGCAUCCAGCGAUUCUACCGCGACAAUCACCGCUUACAUCAAUUUUGAUUGAUGAUUCGCACCGCAAAACGCUUCACGGAGGUACUCAGCUUACGCUCGCUGACUUACGCAAGACUGUCUGGAUCAUUGGAGGCCGUGUUCCAGUCAGAUCAUUUAUUUUACGCUGCGUUAUCUGCACGAGACACCGUGGAGAACGCGCUCAACAGUUGAUGGGUCAACUACCCGCCGCACGAGUACAGCCAACUCGAGCCUUCUUGCAUACAGGACUCGACUACGCUGGACCUAUCACGCUGAAAACGUUUCAAGGACGUGGAGCAAAAACAUACAAAGGCUGGAUUGCAGUCUUUGUAUGCAUGUUCAGUUCAGCUGUACACUUAGAGCUAGUAACUGACUACACCGCUGCCGCUUUCAUCGCCGCUUAUCGCCGCUUCACUAGUCGCCGAGGUAUCUGCCACACGCUAUAUUCAGACUGUGGAACCAAUUUUGUAGGAGCAGAUAAAGAGCUGAAACGACUAUUCGCUGCAGGAUCCCGUACAUUACGAGAAUUAUCAACCUUGAUCGCUCAAGAUGGCACGAACUGGAAAUUCAAUCCGCCUGGAGCUCCACAUUUUGGAGGAAAAUGGGAAGCCGCUGUGAAAUCUAUCAAAUUUCACCUUCGAAGAACAAUCGGAGACUCGCUGUUGACGCUUGAGCAAUAUUCAACGCUACUGGCUCAAAUUGAAGCCAUAUUGAAUUCCAGACCGCUCACACCGCUGAAUGAAGAUCCUGCUGACCUGGCUGUACUGACUCCAGGUCACUUCUUAAUCGGACAGUCACUGACCGCUAUCCCAGAGCCAUCGCUGACAGAUUUACAACCUGCUCGGCUCUCGCACUGGGAACAAGUCCAGCAAAUGGUUCAACAUUUCUGGAAACGCUACUACCAGGACUGCAUCCACCGCUACCAGGCCAUUUCAAAGUGGCAUCAUCGACGCAACCAGAUCAAGGUGGGUUCAGUAGUACUGAUCACCACUGAGGAUCUCCCGCCAACCAAGUGGCCAUUAGCCAAAGUAAUUGCUGUCCAUCCAGGUGAAGAUGGACAAAUCCGCGUAGUAACUGUUAAGACAGUUAACACAGAGCUGGUACGUCCAAUUACAAAGCUCUGUGUCCUGCCGCUAACGCAUGAAGAAGAUGAUCUUGUCGACGCAGCCGCCAACCCGGGGGAGAAUGUUCGGUGA